Messenger RNA from Liolophura sinensis, 2161 nucleotides. RefSeq lists its product as uncharacterized. The transcript has 3 exons. Bases 147 to 2012 code for a protein of 621 amino acids. Lineage: Eukaryota; Metazoa; Mollusca; Polyplacophora; Chitonida; Chitonidae. The record is from RefSeq and is a predicted model, not a curated record.
GUGAUUAAAAAAAUGCAAGACUACCAUCGCCAUGAAGAAUGAAUCACGCUAUAAAGAGACCACACCUGUAAAACCAGCUCUCCGGAAGUUUUGAUUCCUAUACGCCCAUCAGUUUCAGGUUUCAGAAACCACUCUGGGGAUUCGUAAUGGGGCAGAGCAGCAGUAUUCUGGCCGGGGGUGACGUUUACGUUCCCGUGUACAAGAGACCUAAAUGGCCGAACGAAGACUGGUUCGUUGCCAUGGAAAUACGAGAUUCAGACAGUGUCAUGGGUCGAGAAAUUGGUUUCCAGAAAAGCGAGUUCGAACAAAUGAUCAAAAGGCUGAAGAAGGCAUGUGAGAAAGAGCAGAUGGAUGCUCACCUCCGCCAGAGACUCCAAGAUUUAGUGAACAGUAUGAAAACAAAACAUAACGUGAACUCUCUUUCUCCAAAAUCCUCACCGAAAGACCGGUUACAGAGAACCUUUUCAAACUUGAGAUCCUUCCGCAGGUCAAGGUCACCCACUCAAAGGUCAAACCAAGCCGUCAUGAGGUCGAAGUCACACGAAUGCUCACCCAAGAGCCCUCUACUCGAGAAGGAACGAUCGCAGCGCGUGACUGUCCAUCAGUUUGAUUUAAGCACGGUGACGAAUCCCGUGCCAGUGGAGGAGAGCACAACUACACCGCAAUCGGUUUGCCGAAAAUCUCUGGCAAACGUCGUCCGCCGAAUGCGCGAGGCCGCAGCGGGAGGAGAGAACAUGCACACGUGCGAUGACGUCAACAGAAUGGCCGAGGACACGCAAUGGUUUCUACAGAGAACCUACAAGGCGUUCAAAGACGUGCAGAUUCUUGUGGCUGGCAGUAUCGCUGACGGAACCAAGAUCAUCAGUCCAGAUGAAUUUGAUUUGGUUGUCCUUCUACCCUCUCUCGAGCAGUCUGUGAAGGAGAUCAGCGUACUGGAGGACACCCAGAACGAGUACAUUCGUCUGGGUUUAGUGUACGAUCAACAUGAUGUGGACAAUGGUGAUCAGUUCAGGGACGCUGUGAGUGGGGAGAGCGGCGAGCACCUCAUUAUUACCGUCUUGGAUGCGAUGAAAAGCUUUUUGCGGCCUGGCUGGACAUUUGUGUCCGCUGAAACCAAAACCUUUGUCACUCGAAUUCACCUUACUCAAGAAGCGUCAUCAGACAAAGUGGAAGUCCGCUUUGACAUCAGCUUAGCGUUGCCCAUUUCCUGCAAUAAAGUAUUGCCGUUGAUCAUGGACAAUCCAGAUGAUGUAAUAAAACUUCCAUUGUGGAACCACCUUGUUGCAACUUUGCAAAAAUACGACAAGAAAGUUUUCGCUCUGGUCCCGGGUGAAGCGUCGGGUAAAACCCGUAGAAUCUCCUUAGCAUUGGCAGAGAAGGAUCAGCUGCUGCAAUAUGGAGAAUUCAGUGGCGUCGUGGAAUGUCUGUGCUACUGUAAAACUCUUGUCGCGCUAUUCUUUCCUCUAGUGCUAGUGAACGAUUCCUGGGAACCUUGCGUACCACCGUAUUUGUUGAAGAACGCUAUAUUCUUCCUAAUGGAACAUUACAAUGAUCGUGAGAAGUGGCUAGGAAAUGAACCUCAAGCUAGAGUCGUUGAGGUUUUCAUGCUUCUGGGCAAAUCUUUGUGGCCGGACGGCUUCGGCACACGAGGGUCAAGAAUCUCCCUCUUCGUCUUUCCUGGAUUCACGUCGUUCCCUGAAUUCUGUAACGAUUCUUGUCGCUUCGAUCCCACCAAGCAGGAAAUCCGCGACUCUUUGGCACAUAGCUAUAUGGAAGGGAAAGCGUGUUUCCCGUGUAAAUUUCAAUUGAAGAACGAACUGGACGCUUUGUUACAAGUGCCCGAAAUUUCACAAGUACUUGGAAAAUACGCAGAGAAACUGCAAACGAGCGAUUGGAAGUUUCGUGAACUUCUUGUGGACUUGGUUGACCUCCUGAAGAAUGUGCUGGACUAUUCUGGCAACACACCAUGGUCUCAAGACGAAGCCAAUAACAACAGCAGUCCCAGGGCUUGAAUUCAAAUUUGUGGACUCUUUAUCAACUACAGAAACUAGUCCAUAAAGUUUUAAAAGGCUUGAAAGUUAAACUUUGAAAAGUGAUUGAAGGAUUAUUUCGGGGCGAUUUUUAAAAACCGCAACAGUCUCAUUUCGUCAAAACCAUUUAC